AUGGAGAAGAAAGAGAAUUUUGCUGAUUGGUAUUCGGAGAUCAUAACCAAGUCUGAACUUUUGGAGUAUUACGAUGUCAGCGGCUGCUACGUUCUGCGCCCUUGGGCGUAUUCUAUCUGGCAGGUCAUUCAGCGCUACAUAGAUGACGCCAUCCAUGUGUUAGGAGUCGAAAACGCCUAUUUUCCUAUGUUCGUAUCACAAUCUGCUCUAGAACGGGAGAAGACACAUAUUACUGAUUUCGCACCUGAAGCA
This is a messenger RNA of Protopolystoma xenopodis, 252 nucleotides long. The record is from the annotation of a GenBank genome assembly. Lineage: Eukaryota; Metazoa; Platyhelminthes; Monogenea; Polystomatidea; Polystomatidae.